Molecule: messenger RNA, 1380 nt
Organism: Exophiala bonariae
Lineage: Eukaryota; Fungi; Ascomycota; Eurotiomycetes; Chaetothyriales; Herpotrichiellaceae
Exons: 1
Coding region: 1-1380 (459 amino acids)
Cellular component (GO): mitochondrion
Source: RefSeq, a predicted model, not a curated record
AUGGCUACUCAACCACAGCUGUCGUUUCUGUAUCAUACGCGCACUAUUCUUCAUAGACCGGUCACUAGACUCCGCGCCUAUACGCUUCAGAAAUGUUUGAGCUCAGAGUCAUCGGCUCUCAAGAUUGAGGCCGAUAUUCAACAGUCUCGGCUGCGAAGACAGACACCGUGGUCUGGACCCAAGACCCGGUCCUCUGAGUCUAAAAAGGGUUCAUUCAUCGUCAACGACGACAACAGUGCUCACGUCCCGUCUAACAUCACCCAAUCGGAGGCCAAGUCUUUUGAGCGCAUCUUUCGCUCUUCCAAACCUCCACAGAGUGUUCAAAUCCAGUCCGCUUUUGUCGACAUUAGUGACACCAAUGUUGAAAACAUCCUGAAGUUAUUCGGCACUUCCACCAAAUCUCAAAAGCACACGGUCUCACCCAGCUUUUUUCUUGUGCAACCAGAACCAUUUUCUCAUGAUAAUGACCAAUCGUUAUCUACCACAAAUUCCACGUCUCGCGAAACACAUGACCCCGCCAUCAUGGCAAUUGUACAUCGGAGGAUGCACGAAAUUGUCGAUGCUCUGCGACAAGCCGCAGGGUCCACUCAGCAGCCUGGCGACAUAGCAUUGUGGCAUGCUUGCGAAGCCAAAAUAUUCCCUCUUGGUGCAGAAUUUCCCCAACAGCCAGUUUAUCAGCCACCCAAGUUUUUAGGCCCUUCAAAAUUCGUUUUCACCGCAGAGAAGUCUGAUAAGCCUAUGGAAAUUCUUGAAAAGGAACAAAAACGCCACAGAGCAGAAUUUGACGCCAAAGAAAACCGCCAGGCCUCCAGUAAGAUCAAUGCAACGCCGCCUUUGGCAAUUCACAGUCCUGAGGAAGAGCUGAGCCUUCGGCUAGAGUCUCGCCAAGCUCGCGCCGUGUUGUACCAUCUAUAUCCCGCUGUCCUGCUCUUUGCCCUUCGGCUCUUUGCAAAGACCUUCCCUUCGUCUCAUUUCGCAUUCAACUUACUCCCUCGUAUUCGUGAGCUUGGCCACACAAGCUAUGUGCUCGGUGCCUCUACACAAUUCUAUAAUACUCUCAUUGCCUUGAGGUGGCAGAGAAACUCAUCGCUUCGUGAAGUUCACCAAUUUCUUUCAGAAAUGCAAAACAGUGGUGUCGAGUUCAACGAGGAGACCGCUCGCCUCAUCCGCCACAUUGUUGACGAGCGUGCAGCUGGUAUGAGGGAAACAGGAGUGAAAGAGAAUAGCGUGUCAACUGGGAGAAAUACCAACUGGUGGGGAAGACAUGAACAGGUCCUUUGGUUUGCGAGAAUUCAAGAGUGGAUGCAGAUCAUCGAUGAUCAACUUUCACUACACGAACCUUCAGGCUCUCCUACUGGAAUGGACUCUCAUACUUGGUGA